AUUUGGUGCAGUUGUCAUCAACACUGUGCCAGCCAAAGGCCCCUUUCAGAUCGGAGCCAACAUUCAACUAACCUGCAGUGAUACAGCGACGUCGCCAGAUUCCUCCUCGUUCACAUGGUAUCACCAUGACCUUCAAAUGGUAGAUAGUGGGGUAAAAACGAAAAAGGCGGAAUCGAGAGAGCGAUACUCGAUAGAUACUUCUAUCCGGGGACAGUUCACACUAGAAAUAUCAAACGCACAUGUAGAUGAUGCCGGGCCUUGGAAAUGUAAAGUACAAGCCAAUGGGGCUACUUCACAGGCUAUAGCAGAAUUGCGCAUUGGUGCCCCAUCUAUAGCAUAUAUCACACCAACGGUACAAACAACCAUCGGGUCAACGGUUCGGCUAGAAUGUAAUGCUACCGGCGAUCCGGAACCGACUACCUCUUGGAGGAGGCCAAACCCGGGUCAACUUCUCCCUAAUGGUCGUCGAGUAUCAGCAGGCCGGGUAUUAUCAGUACGGAUAGCAUCAAUAUCCGAUGGCGGAAGGUUUAUAUGUGAGGCAAGAAACUCCCUAGCUGUCAUCUCACAGCCGAUGAGCUUAAAUGUAAAACACGCACCAUUCCUCCAGACGGACCGGUCAGAUACACAGGUGUAUGGUUACCACUCUCAGAUGGUGAACAUGACCUGUGCAUGGAGUGGUUUCCCGCCCCCUUAUAUCACGUGGACAAUCAAUGGGAGAUCGGUCACAAGAAGAGCAAGUAGACAGUACCAAGAUGGCGUUAGCACUUUAUCGAUAACUCCCCAAGCCAGGGACUUCGGGACAUAUAGAUGCCAUGCAUCCAAUAAUUUGGGAAGGAGUCAACACGCCAUCCUCCUCUCCAGAGCAGAGCCUCCACUCGUUCCCCGCCACAUCCGGCCUGGUAGGAUCACAGACACCACGAUACAGAUCUUGCUCGAUCCACCUCACGUGACAGCUCGGGGAUUCCCCCUCCUUUAUUAUCACGUUGCCUACCAUCCAGUCAUGAUGGGGAACCUCCGCCAGAGUCGUCCGGCCCAAUUCCUUCUCAAUGAUGUCCAGGAUGAGGAAGGGCCAGCCUUAAUCAGACAGGACUUCCCGACGGAAAGGCAGCUGUAUGAAAACGGAAAUGGGUUCCAGGACCAGCCACCACUUGACCAGAUCCAACAGCCAUAUGUUUCGCCACAAGUCCAAGUUCGUCGAUUUGAUAUUGGAAAUAACUUUGUUCUGACUCAUCUUCGCCCUCUUACGACCUACCUCAUCCGAAUAUCAGCAGGAAAUGCCGUCGGACAUGGGAAUUUCUCAGAGUUACGAAUCGCUACAGCUCCAUCGCAUACAGUAGUUCGGGCAUCGAACCUUUCUAACCCCCUAGCAGUACCCCUACUAUCAACCGCGUCUGAUCAACAGGUUCCCGUUGAACCUACAUCGUUUCGAACGGCCGGGCCUACACGAUCAAUCAUGACGUCACCUCUAGCUCCCGCUUCAUACCCGAUGCCUGCUAGCACCUCAGGAGUAAAUCUCCCUGCAACACGCAAUGUGGAUCCGGAAGUCCGGGCGAGAAACCCGGGACGGUUCGACCCUUCGACACCCCUGCCCACCUUACCAGAGGGAGGGAAGAAAACGAAGAAGGGGAUGUCCCCAUUCCCCAUCAUCGUAGGCGCCAUCCUAGCAAUGUUCCUGGGCGGUUUGCUGAUCUUCUUCGCUUCAUCGAUGCCACUGUUGAAAUGGCAGAAACGGCGUCAGCGAAAUCCACCGGACGAGAUGGAGGAGGAGCUAUAUCGUUUUAGUGGAUCCAUCUACAGCGAGUCUUCAUCGAUCCAGAUGCGCCCAGUCAGUGUAGUGAAUCAUUACGAUCCUGGAGUCCAUUCGGGAUCUAUGAGCUCCAUGGGCAAGGAGUUUGAAUUUCCCCGGGAACGACUGGUGAUCGGAGCGGUAGUCGGGACUGGUUCUUUCGGGAAGGUUGUCAGAGGGGACGCGGAAGGGAUCAUAAAGCCUGCUUGCAAGACAGUCGUCGCCAUCAAAAUGCUGAAAGAGGAUGCAACCGGAUUGGAUCAUCAAGAUUUACUGAAAGAACUAUCGGUCAUGAAACUCCUCAAACCUCAUCCCAACAUCGUCACACUCUUUGGAUGCUGUACUAAAGAUGGAUAUGAAUCACCUUUAAUAAUCAUGGAAUACCUGCCAAACGGCAACCUACUUUCGCACCUGCGCAGUAGCAGACAACGAGUCGAAGAUUUCGAGAUGCACAGAACGAGCAUGCGCACUACGCUCUCCCCUACAGAUCUUAUAAGAUAUGCAUACGAGAUUGCCAAUGGCAUGGCAUAUCUCGCCUCGAUGAUGUGUAUCCACAGAGAUCUGGCUGCACGAAAUAUUUUACUGUCUCGUGAUGGCGUUUGUAAACUUUCAGAUUUCGGGUUAGCACGUGACGUCAUGAAUGGCGGUGUCUACCAAAGAAAAACACAGGGUCGAGUUCCUAUUCGUUGGAUGGCAUUGGAAUCUCUUCUUGAUAACGUGUAUACCAUUCAGAGUGACGUCUGGUCGUUCGGUGUUCUUAUGUGGGAAAUAGUCACAAUAGGAUCCUACCCAUAUCCUGGAGUCCCGAGUAAGAAGUUGAUCAAAGACCUUCAGAAGGGCUACAGGAUGCCUCGACCAGAACAUUGCAGUGAAGACAUAUACUCUAUUAUGCUAGAGUGCUGGAGAGAGGAAAAUAAAUUGAGGCCUACAUUCGACCAAUUAAGAAAUCGAUUAGAAACAAUAUUAAUUGAGUCCGGGAACUAUCUUGUCCUCGAUGACUUUGAUGAACGUCUGUAUGAAUACACGUACGAUGGAAACUCUACACCGGACGAAUGAACAAUAAUUCUUGUUAUCUUCAUUGACAAUGGGUAUCGCCAUGUUUAUUCAGUUUCCUUCCGUGAAAUGGACACCAUGCCUUUUCCAAAGUGCACUUAAAAUCGACUGCAACGAUUCGUGUUUUAAAGCGAUAAUUUGGAAUCGGGUGAUAUCUAAGCUGUUAUUGGAUAUUGUGACAUCACAUCUUCCAAAGUUUUUUUUUACAAAAGAAAGUUACAUGGACGAGUAAUUACAGACUCUGUUAUAACAAUUAGGAUUUUUUGAGAAUAUAAUUGUGAUUGGAUAUUCAGACUUCGACACCAACGUCAUCGUAGUCAUUCAAUAACAUUGCAGCAAUAUUUUCCACCUUUUCCACAGUGGAAUGAGGAAGUAAACGAGGUUUCAACAUGACAUUCCGCGAAGAUGCAUUACGUCACAAAUUAAUAAUUACAAAGUAUAUUUUGUUAUUAUGAUGCUCUAUGUUUAAUGUGCAAAUGUGGACGAAACAAAGAUAUGUUUUUAUUGUUGAUUUCUAUUUUUAGCUGUACAGCUUAUGAAUGUAUUUAAUGAAGUGUAAAUAUGUAUGAAGUAAUCACAUGUGUAAACAGUGAUUUUUCAUUACUUGUCUUUCAUACUGCAGGAUUUUUAUGCUCUUAUCUGGGAACCGGUGAUUCUAAAAUGUUAAAAUCAUGUUUUUUGUGAGGAAUGUAAUCAACAAGAUCUGUUGCAAAAUGGUCCGUGGACAUGAUGAAUAUUCACUACAUUAUUGAAGGCUGAAUACAACUCCUAAUUUAUUCUUCAAAAGUAUGGUUGAUAUAUUCUACCCUGUAAUUAUUAUACUUUUUUUUGACAAUUAGACAAAGUUAAUUUAGUUGAUAGUGACAGAUUAUCUCUAUUGCAAACUCGUGCUGGGGCCAGUUGCAGAACCAAAUGCGAUCAAACGUCACUCCCAAAAUCAAAUACAACCAAUUGAAAGCGCGUUUGAAGGACUUGCGCUAGUGUUUAUUAGCGUGUGUGUGUUUAAAUUGAACUUUUUGUGCAACAGGCCCCAGGACCUCUUUAAAGGUAUUGUUUAACUUUGUGAGCAGCCGAUUUAAAAAAUUAUCAAACCUAGAUGAAACAUGUGUACAAGUGCAUGUAUUAGAACUAAUAAACCCUGAAAACAACCAUUAUUGAGAAUGAAAAGCUAAAACUACAAGGCAAACCCCGAUUUUGUAAAUAGGCGUCUUAUAGACGCCUAAAUAGUACACAUAAGUGUAUGGGAUGAAAUUAAGAUGGUGUUUUCGGUCACUUUAUAUUUCAAUUUUUAAAGAACUAAAUAAUUAUUUUCGAACGCAAUAUUUUCUGGGCUUCAUUUUUGUAACAUAUCACAGACACAGGUGACAAGUGUGACCUUCUAGCUCAGAUUUUUUUAAAGUCAAACCAAUGUUAACCAAUCACUUUAAGAUUGGUUUUAAUUAAAAUCAGAGCCCAUCGCAUAUUUUGCGAUCCGAUCCGAUACAAUGCGAUUUCGUUUUUAAACCGCAAGCCCUGUGGUAAAAGUGUGUUCAAAUCGGUUUCAAGUCGCAGCCGAUGAUGACAUCCUUAUGAUUUGGAAUUGAAUUUGCUUUUAUUUCUAUAGGGAGGCUCAAACUUGUAGUGUGCGCCGGGCCUUGAGCAUUUUUAAAAGUCAGUGACAUUUGAAGUUAUCUGUUAUGGAAUGUAGGCUGCUCACAUAUUGUACAGGUGGGUAGAUUCUGAGAGGAAAGAGGAACCCUUCGCCACACAUCCCAAUUGAAUCAAAUUAGUUCUGGGCCACAUUUCGUCGGCGGUCAUCCCAACCGUUGUAUCAGUCAAUUUUGGUAAAAAUAAAGAAAUCGAUUUUGAAAUUGUUUGCAGAAAAGAAAAGUACAAGUCCUACUCUAUUCACAACUAAUUUUUUAGUCAGCAAUUUAUUAUAUUUUCUGAGAUAUGAAAGGAUUUUAAUGGCGAUGCCAUACCAAUUUUGAAUAAAAUGCGCAAAUCCCAUUGGAAACGUGGAAUGUAUCAGAGCGAUACGACGUUUUGACUGUUCGCGCGCAUUGAAAUCGCGGUCGGUCAAAACGUCGUAUCACGUUUUCCCUAUGGCGUUUUUGUACAGGGAAAAUCAAAUUCACUCAAACCGAAAUUACAAGCAUGUACCUCUUUUGCCAUAUUUUCUCGGAUCCUUACUUUUGUGCAAAAAUAAGGAUACCAAAGUCAAGCAAUUUUCUUGGUCUUUCCAGCCAUGUAUUUUUCAAGCAAUAAAUAUGUUGUGAGGCUGGGGAGCUAAGUGUGAAAAUUACGAUAAACUUUGAAGUCGAUUUUCUCUGAAAUGGGUUUGCACCGUAAUAUGUGUGAUACGACGGUUCGGAUGACCGCCGAUGAUUUCACCAAAAUUGCUUUGUUAGCAGCUCUUGCUGGAAUAUCACUUUUUAUUGGAAGAACAAAAAAAUAAUGAUAAUAAUAAUUGUUGCCAUGGUAGGUUACAUUCCAGCAAAGCUUGAUAUUAUAGCAACUUUUCAUGAAAUGGGAGAUCGAAUGAAGGAGACUGUGAAACGAAAUUUUGAGUUUUUGUGAAAAAUGUCAAAUAUCUAAAAAAAAUUAACUACUUGUAUUAUGGUGCUUAAAGGCCAAAGUAAUGUCUUCCAAACUCUAACCAAUGUAAGAUGUAUAUAUUCAUUAGAAAUGUGAUGUGCAAUGCUAUUAAAGUAUUCUAGAUUACUCAGCUGAAAAGCAAAACCUUGAGUAAUAAAGUGCAAAUUGUUAGUUUCUUUGAUAGUUUGUUAUGUAUCUUCACCUAUUUGCUGUCUAGACUGUAAAUGUUGAGGUGUCUUUGAUAUACAUAAAUAAUUUUUAAUUCA
Lytechinus pictus (painted urchin) is the source of this 5682-nucleotide messenger RNA. Its product is annotated as ephrin type-B receptor 4b-like. Gene Ontology annotation, cellular component: plasma membrane; signaling receptor complex. The coding region runs from base 137 to 2842 and encodes 901 amino acids. Gene Ontology annotation, molecular function: transmembrane receptor protein tyrosine kinase activity; protein binding; ATP binding. Lineage: Eukaryota; Metazoa; Echinodermata; Echinoidea; Temnopleuroida; Toxopneustidae. Gene Ontology annotation, biological process: cell surface receptor protein tyrosine kinase signaling pathway; positive regulation of kinase activity; multicellular organism development. The record is from RefSeq and is a predicted model, not a curated record. The transcript has 19 exons.